Xyrichtys novacula (pearly razorfish) is the source of this 9741-nucleotide messenger RNA. The record is from the annotation of a GenBank genome assembly. Lineage: Eukaryota; Metazoa; Chordata; Actinopteri; Labriformes; Labridae.
UUUCGCUCCUGUAAGGCCGGAUUUGGACGAAGUAGGGCGAUGUCACCGGCUGUCAGGGUUCCCAGGUCUCUAAAUAGGAACUCUCUGCUCGGUAACAUGGCGACGCUCGCUGCUAUGCUGUAACUAUGCAGAGUAUGUCGUGAGUGAGUCACUGAUGGUAUUUCUCCCUCUGUGUUUCAUCAGGUAAGGCUGAGGAGGACAUGGCUGCCAUGCUGACUGCUCCAGAAGAUGAUGUCUGACUUCUAUUUUCACUCCUUCUCCUCUAUCAGUUCCUUCUUUUUCCUUCUCCCUCUUAUACUCUUCUACAUCCUCUUUCUCCUCUUUCUCUUUCCAGCUCUUUUCCUCUUUCUUUGUCUCGCUGAUGCAACACGCCUUGCUGUGGCUGGUCAAACGGAACCAAGUCAGGUGUUUCUGUGAGGUUUGGUCCCCUUCAACCAGCUACUGCGUCGUGAAUUCAGUCAGCAGACACCAGCGUGGAAGCAAAGACACAGAGGGCACUGUGCUGGAAAUGCUGCUUCUUUUACAGGUGUCAGCCUACUCAUAAUGAUAAAUAAUCCAACCUCUUUACCAGCUCAGUGAUGAUUGUUUUACAUGUGGACAUGCAUUUUGUCAGUCUGAAUAAGCAAAUAAAGAAUUGUGGCUAAUAAGAGUCAGAUUUCAUUUUACGGGCUUGUUUUAUAUACUACUUCUGAGUGGUUUUGUUAUUUUAUAAUACACAACUGAACCAGCUAUAUCUAAGUAUUAUUCUGAUUAUAGUAUGCUGUCAUUAUGUGUGGCUUAAAGCUGGUUAUAACAGUUUGCAUUGCAUUAUAUUGAAAUAUGUUUCGUACGCUGAUGACACCAUCAUGAGAAUGUUAUCACUUCAGAGAUGGAUCACUUAAAAAUAUGCUUUGACAAAAUAAAUCAUCACGAUAUUGUAAUUAAAAAAUAACAAGAAUUGAGAGAAAAUACUUUGACCACAGGGGGCACCAAAACUGACACGAACAUAACGUUCCUCACAGCAGUUUUAAGUCAGGAGGUCAGUAAAUCUUCAAAACUGAUACAUUAUUCAGAAAAACAUGGGCUAGCUUACAAAUUUGUGAAGAAAUGGCAGCAGGUUUGGCUCAGACCCUCUGACUGAUAUCACUAAAAAUAUGAAAAAAAUUAACCUAUGUCAAUUUUAAAUGGCGCAUAUGUGACAUAACAGUUCACUGCAGAGGACACAUGGGGUUUAGAGGUGAUCCAUUCUAAAACCAUUAGCCUUAUAUGAUUCAACAUUCUCUCCAUUCAAGAGCCUAUAAGACUGGGGAUGGAGAGUCACUGACAAAUGAAUGAUGUAUGACGUUGGGAGUCUAACAUCACAUUAAAAAUAAAAGUAUAAAUAUGGAUGAUAUAACAGGCUCCUGAGGUAAACAUGAGUAACUGUGUCCACUGACUAAGGCCAGACUUUCUAGGUUGGCCAAACUGGGGCACAACUUUGGCUGGGGUAGGCAGGCAUGGGAGACACUAUUGGACCUACCCCAAACCACAUCCACAUAGGCUAUCUAUAUUAAAAAAACAUUGUAGUAAUUCAAAUAUAAUUUUCUAUAAUCUACACUGUUAAAAGUAACUCAGCUGAGGCGGAACAUUUUAAUCUCCCGAAUUUAAUUCUGUGAGACAGGACCCAAAAAGAAGGUGUUUGCUUAAAAUCAACAUUUAUACCACCAGUAAAAUCAAUAUUUCACAUUAAAAUGCAUACAUAAUUUCAACGGUUUUCUCCCCUGGUGAUGCAAAUAACCAUUCAUGGUUUGAAACUCAAGGGUGGCCAAUUAGGUUUUGGGGGGUUGCCCCAGGUCACCCCCGUUGAUCACUACUUACUGUCAGUGUUUAGAGCCAAAAAAAAUGUAAUCAAACCUGGGCUGAUAUUACAUGCAACACAAAACUGAAAUUACAGCGCAUUUAGAACAGUGUUAAAUUUUAAGAAAUAUACUGUAAUUCUCUCUACAUAUAUUUUCCUCUUCUGAUGUGAUGGCAUUACAGCGUCCCUCCACUAGGGGGAGGUGCCCAUUUUCAGGGGUAGUAGUUUCUACACCAGCGGUCGGAAGUGAAGCGGCAGCGUAAACAUGGCUGACAGUGGAGACACAGGUGAGUUUGAGAAUAUGCAACAGCUGGACUUUACAGCUAUUUACUUAAAUUUUCGAAGUCUUUACGAUACCUUAGAGAAAACAUGUCCUCCUCGUAUUAUCGGCGCUUUUUUGGUCCCCGAGUCUGGCUUGUAGCGAUGUUAUUUCCCUCAUGCGGAUGAUGCAAAUGUUAGUAAUGCAGGCAGAUGAACGGGACCUUAUUGCAUCAUCUUUACUUGUAGUUUUUAAAUGAGCAAAACGAUAAAUGCAGCUGUUUUGAGUUGUCUCUAUGCUGAGCUGAUGUUGUCAGCCUAUUAGCUCUUUGACUGGUUUGUUAUCAUGAAGGAAAUCAGCAAGUCUUAAUGUUAUAUCUCACCUGGACUAAAGGGGUGCGGACUAAGUAAAGGCUGAUUUUGUUCAACACUGAUGUGAUCAUAUCAUCUCCUUUUGGUUGUUUUACAGAGGGAGCCGGCAAGAACGAUGAAAUUGAAAGAGCAAAGGUCAGCUGUUUUGUUUAAAGUUGUCACAAGCACACAUAUUGAUUAAUAAAUUAAGGUUGGCAACCCAUCAAAGAGCCCAUAACCACCAUAACAGUCACUCUAACAAUACAUAAACUCCCAUUUGAGAGACAAUGUGACUAUAGAGUUCAAAUGUAUGAUUUCUGCAUCUUUCAGAGCCCCUCUCCACUCCCCUUGUUGAUUUCCCUCUCUCUUUCUACCAGACUGAAGGUAAAGAACUGACCAAAGAAGAGAAGCAGCGGCUGAGGAAGGAAAAGAAACAGCAGAAGAAGAACAAAGAGAAAAAAGAGGAAAAGGCUUCUCAGGAAGGAGGGAAAGAAAAGAAGCAUGUCAGCUCAGAGUCUCCAGCCUCCCAGCCCACAACACAAACCCAAACACAGAAAGGUGAAUAUCAUGCAGACACGGUUGUGUUUUUUGUUUUUGCGUGCUCCUUCAGCUGUGAUAACUCUGGUGAUUUUUUGUCACAGCUCCUUCAGCAGUGCCUGCUCAAGUUCCUGUGCCUGCAUCAGAAACACCCGCACCGGCAGAAAAGCCUGCUAAGAGUAAAGCAGAGUUAAAAGCUGAGCGGAGAGCCCGCCAAGAGGCUGAGAGGUCCUCCAAACAGGGCAAGAAGGGGGAGGCCUCACAGCAGGCUGCCACGGGGAAACCUAAAGCCCCGCCUAGUGAGCUGCAGCCAGGUAAUGUUGUAGCCAAGAUCAUCAUCAUACAAACAGUCCUAAAAGAUACAUCAUGCAUAGUGGAGAAGGUGAAACCUUGUUUUGUGUUUUUAGUGGUUAAGAGACUCCCAGAGCAUGUCCAGGCUGAUAACCCAGAGGUCUUAAAGAAACUGGCAAAAAAACUUGAAAGACAACAGGUAAGUGACGUCAUGUGUCAUCCCCAAAACCAAAGAACAUGAUAAGCUUCAAGUCUAACAUUGUGAGCACCUUAUAUUUUUUUAAAUUAACUUAAAUCUUGAACAUAACUGUUAACUUAUUAGAAACAGCUUGAUCUAAGGAAAGUAAAUAUAAGUUAGGAAUUAAGGGACGCUGAGGAAUUUUGGAUAUGACAUAGACUGAUACGUGAUUGUCUGAGUCUUGACAUUUUCAUCAUACACCUAAUGCAGAUAUUUAUCCGUAUAAUAUGUGUAAUCUGUCAAUAUUGCAUGUGCUUUCACCCAACUUUUCUUUCAGACACCUGAGUUCAAUAUUGCAACAGAAGUUAAGGUCUAAUUUUCUUCAAAGUGUGCCUUUUACUUUGGUGGUCUUGUAUUUUAUUUGCUAACUUUUGAAUGUAGCUGUAACACCACACUGUAGUUCAGGAUUGACACUUGUUGCUCAGUCCAGUGAGGCAGAGAUGGUUUGUCAGUGGGCUGUGUGUUUUGGGGUUGUUUCUUUUUUCUUUGUUUUUACACUGAGCUGUUUGCUGUGCAGAUUUCAGUUUGAAUUUCCUACUGUGCUGUUAGUGUAGGACGAUGUCAAUUCUUAGUGUUAAAGUCUCUGUGCCUUUGUGUCAUAGAAAUACUGAAUCACUUUGUGUUACUUGGAUCUGAUGGAAAUCAAACAUCCUUUAUUCCAGAUCCCUCUUCGCUCAGACUAUGGCUACAAAGUCAGCCUGUUUUCUCACCUCCACCAGUACAGUCGCAAAGCACCUCUAACACAGCAACUCGGGUAACCUGAAAACGUACCAUUUCUGACAAUAUUGUAUUUGUGUUGGGGAACAGAAGUUUUAAUGGUGUGGUUUGUCAGCACUGGUUGUAAAUAGGUUGUUUUUUCUCUGUUGCAGCAUUCCCUCCACAGUGAUUCAUCCUGCUAUCGUUCGGCUGGGUCUCCAGUAUUCACAGGGAAUCGUUGCAGGAUCCAACGCUCGCUCUGUCGCCCUGCUUCAUGCCUUCAAACAGGUACAGAGCACAGACAAGUCCAGGCUGAAAGUCUCACAGUCUUGAUGUCCUCCUCUCUACUCCUCUCAAAAAUUCUUUUUCCACCCAGCCUUGAUUCAAAACUCCUAACUCUUUGUUUUAGUCUCUUGUAUUAUUCAAUUUACAACUCCAAUACCUCAACACAGUUAAUAAAAACUGAAUUUGAAGCCAUGGUUUUGUAAUGCAUUCAACAUGUAGUUUACCCUGGAAAAAAAGCAUUACUUGGAUGGCAGCAUAUGUAGCUCCAAAAGCUUUAGUGUUUGGUACUAAUGUUGCUUUCCCAGAUGUGUGAACUAGCCAUGUAAUGGGCACUUAUACAUCUUUAUGUCAUCAGUGAUGCCGGCUUUUGAAGUGUGCACACCGACAACAAGUGGAGUGAUCUCCUCUGUCAAGUGUGAGGAAUAUGGCAUCCAUAAUUUACAAAGAGAGUGUCAAAAUUUGUCUUGUCAGACGUCGGGAAGUUCUUUAUCAUGGACUCAUCUUGGAAAAGUUGUUUGCGUAUUAUAAUACUGUGAUUUUUUACACUCAGGAGCACCAACAUUUUACACAGCAUCCCAAAUUAGAGGACAUCACAUUCAGAGUGACUGUCUUCACUAUUUUAUUGAGACUGGUACAGUUUUUAAAUAUCAUAUUUUUGCUGUCUUAUCUUCAUCCAAGCAAAUGCACUUACUAUGAAUUAACUCCACUCCAUUAAUGAAGGCAGUUUUUCAAAGUUACAGGAGAGCAUUUUCAGGCUCCUUAGGUGCUUUAGACUCAAGAAAAUCCUUCAGGCUCCUCAUGGUCCAUCAGCUCUGUGAGUGUUUGUUAUUAAGCCUGCAAUGAAGUUCAGCUCUCAACCGAGCAUAAAGCAAUGCAGCUAAGAAGCUCGGUCAGCUGCUGCCGCUCAGUGCCAAUUUUCAGCAGCAGCCAGCAGUUCCUCUAUAAUGACAUCCAAACUGUCCUCUUGUUAGUUAAUCUGUCAUUAAUUCUUCAUUAUGGAGAAAUUAAUUUUGCACCAAGUUAAAACAAACAGCACAAGUAAUGUAUAAAGCAAGAAAUAAUCUACUGCCAAAUACAAUCUGGAAAAUGUUUACAGAAAGGGAGGGAAAACUUUCUUCAUAUUGAGCUGCGGGGGGACUUUAUGGAGAUAAAACAAAGUACAAAUAGCAAUCUGUUCAAAAUAAGGUACAAAAACUGUUUAUGAACAAGUGUUUGGAAGAGGAAGUGUGUCGUGGAUGAGAACGAAGGGGUAAUUAAAUAAAUAAACCAUAAAAACUAUGUUGAAAUUAAUUAGUAUUUUGCUAUACAGUGUAUGGAUAUUGGAUAUAGAUAUAAUAUUUAUUUGUAUGGGCAGUUAUGCAUUAUGUAUAUAUAGGGGUGAAAGAAAAAAAUUGAUACAGCAUAGUGUCACAAUAUUUUGUGUGGUGAUAUAUCAUAUCGUCUCAUUUACUAAGUAUAAAUUUUUUUUUCAAAUUAAUUGCUAAUAUGAAGUCAAAUAUAUCAUAAUGGAAAAAAAAAACAACUGUUUGUUCAGUGAGGUUGGCAGAGCUGAUGUCAGAGCAGGAGAAAGUGCAUCAAAUAUAUAUAAGAUUUGCAAGAUGUGCUACAUGAAAAUAAAAUACAGCGUAAAUAAGACAAACAUAAAGGAAAGACAAAUGCUAAAUUAGCUAAAGAGUUGAAAAAAUUGUAUGAAUCGCAAUAUAUUGUGUCACAAUACUCACUGCAUUGCAAAAUGUUAAAAAUCGCAGUAAUAUCGUAUUGUGGCAAGUAUCAUGAUAAUAUUGUAUCGUCAUUGGUGGGCCACCAGUGCCCCCCCCCGGAAUAUGUUUCUAUAGAUGUUUAAGUAGCAUAUGUAUAUUAUUUCAAUAUUGAUUUUUCUGUUAGAUACACAUGUGUAUGUAUAUAUAUUUAUCUAUCUGUGUGUGUCUGUGUGUAAUAUAGAGUCUGUUGAUAAACACAUGUUUUGUAGUAUGCAUAUGUACAAUAUAUUGCAUUGACAGCAGAAUUUAAUUUUUUUAUAAAACCCAUGAGAAAAUAGUCAUAAGGGGUAGGAAUUCAAAAAGUAUUUACUUCUUCCCACACCUUUUCAAACAUUUAUAAUUACUUCAUUUCGUUCUUUCUUUCUAUAUUUCUUUGCAUACAUGUUUGAAAUAAAUAAAAUUAAUUGAUUCAUUUAAUACUUGUUGUUUCUUAUUUCUCAGGUAAUAAGGGACUACUCUACACCUCCAAAUGAAGAGCUAUCCAGAGACUUGGUUAACAAGUUAAAACCUUAUAUCAGGUACAAGACUUAUUAUAAGUUUUUACUCUGUUCAACUCAACUAUUGUCUCUUCUUCCUAAAUGUCUUAUGAUGUCAAUGCAAAAGUGAACUCUUUAUUUGACAUUGUAACAGAAAAAUGGUGUCUCUUGUUUAUUUCCUGUGCAGUUUUUUGAAUCAAUGUCGCCCCCUGUCAGCUAGCAUGGGUAACGCAAUUAAAUACAUCAAAAAAGAAAUCUCCAAUAUUUCCAGUCAAUGCAAAGAAGAAGAUGUAAGUGUCACACCAUGUUCUUUCACAAUUUAUUCAGAAGUCAUCAUUUCAAAAGAUUUAAUUUCACGUUUUUUAGUAUCAGCUUCAUCCUUUUGUUCUCCUUUUCUCUGUUUAGGCAAAAAGCAAGCUGCUGAACUGUAUCGAUUGCUACAUCAAUGAGAAGAUCACCCUUGCUGCUAAAGCUAUUGCCAAGUACUCCAUCGAAAAGAUCAGUGAUGGGGAUGUCAUCCUAGUCUACGGAUGGUAAGGAAAAGUCUGAUUUAAAUCUCACAUCUCUGUCACUAGUUUGUAACCCAUUGACAUGUGAAGGAAAUGCAGCCCUUGCAAUUCCGUGUCCCACUUUCAACUGCUCCUGCCACAUUUACUUCCUUUUUUUAGUCUCCCAUUGUCUUUCUGUUGUCUCUAGGCCUAAGGGAAAGGGUGACUGUGCCUUUGCUGGAAUAGCUGACCUUUUACAAUAAAGUGCUCCCCCUCUAGCCUUUUUGAAGUCUAGACCAGUGGUGCUUAACCUUGUCCUACUCAGGAGCCACACUGACCAAAUACAGUUUGACAAAAGCAACAGCCAAAGUCACCUCUUUCUAACCCCAACAUGACUCACAUUUGAGAAAAGGGAGAGCAGUUGCAGAUUAAUAGGGAGUGAAAAGCAAAUCACAGCUGAUAACAGAAGUCAGAAGUACAGUGUGACACAAUUUCUAUUAGUAAGUCCGUAACAGUGUGAUACUGAUUAUUUUGCACACAAUCACACUCUAUAAACAGCAGGUCGUCUUCCUCUUUUGUCUGUGAUGCUUCCCUUCCUCUUUAAUGGAGAACAGACUUUCACUUCUACUCCAGCCAGGGUUUGUAUUUCACAGUAGAAGAGAAGGAAUAAUAGUGAACUUUACUUCACUCAGAGCGAUUUCUGGCACUCUUGCAGGAUUUGUAGUUGGGCUCUGCUGUAAAUGGUGAUCCAAAAGUUCUCUCUGUGUGGCAGACUCAGUCAGUUUUGGUGGUUAAAUUUUAUUUUUCGGAGAGAGCAGAGAAAGUUGUUGAUGACUGAAUGUGGCUGGAAACACUCUGAUGGUGCUGCUUGCAAGACUCAAGUCUAGGGUUGUUUGGUAGAUGCCCAGAGGUCCAUCCUUAUUUGUUUUUUUGAAGUCGGACAUGAAGCAGACUACAUGUUCUCGCAAAGUUGGGGAAUACCUCAAAUCUUUUUUACUAUGCGGCAGAGCACGCACAAUGCAAAAAGUUACAAACCUCGAGUGGAGCAAGGAGCCUGUGGCGCCUGUGCAGCUGAAACAGCUGACCAUUCACUCUGCUUUCUCUAGUGCAACGCCUUACGACCUCAAAGAGACACAAAGACCUCACAGAUGCAGUAGCUUACUGUACUACAAAAGACAUGCUUCAAUAAGCACUGUUAAAUUUCAUUUAGGAGUAACAGGGAACAUUUAAGAUUGAAAAGUGAUUAUUUUAUAUCAUGAUAUAUAUCGACUGAUAGGAAAAAAAUAUAUUGUGAUAAACUUUUUCCCAUAUCGCCCAGCCCUAUGCUGAAGUAAAGUUUAUCAGAGCGCUGACGCUGCAGAAGUCAGGCCGGUUGCAUAAUUUCUUAAAGGUCAAUCAUGAAUGGGUUCUGCACAGUUAGAAACAUGAUAGCUGAUGUGACAGAAUCUUGACUCAUAAUUUUGAUUGAGCUCAGUUAACUCUUCACAAAUGAGGACUGACAGGAUGGGCAGUGUUUGCAUGCAUCGGGUUUGAUUUGGUUUGAUUUCCUUGUUCUCUCACACAUCACCUACUCUCGUUUACAUCUUGGCUCCUGUCUUCAUCUGCUUAGCUCGUCGCUGGUCAACCACAUCCUGUAUGAGGCUUUUGAGAAGGACAGAAAGUUCCGUGUGAUUGUGGUAGACAGCAGACCUAGACUGGAAGGCCGGGAGGCUCUGAGGCGUCUGGUCCAGAGAGGCAUCAGCUGCACCUAUGUCCUUAUUUCAGCUGUCUCUUACAUCCUUCCGGAGGUAAUUAAAGUGUUUUUUUUUUUUUUUUUUUUUUUUACCAGCAGCCAAAGACUGCUCAGUUUUAGUGUUUGUAAAGGUUACAGUGAUGUCUUUGGUUUUGACAUUGUAGGUAUCGAAGGUGUUCCUUGGUGCUCACGCGCUGCUGGCCAAUGGUUAUGUCAUGUCUCGUGUGGGGACGUCACAGAUAGCUCUUGUGGCCAAAGCCUUUAACGUGCCUGUGCUGGUGUGCUGUGAGACUUACAAGUUUUGUGACAGGGUGCAGACAGACUCUUUCGUGUCCAAUGAACUUGGUAAGUAAAAAAAAAGCCUGUGACUGUAUUUUUUUAAACCUGGUUUUAAAGUCAUGUUAGUAUUCAUUUUAGACACCUCUCCGGAUUUAGCCUGAGUUUAUAAUUGUUUUUUCCAGAUGAUCCUGAUGACCUCAUCGUGACCCGGAAUGGGAAAACCCAGCUGGAGCACUGGCAGCAGGUGCCAUCUCUCGGCCUGCUUAACCUGGUGUACGAUGUGACGCCGCCUGAUUUUGUGGACCUUGUCAUCACAGAUCUGGGGAUGAUCCCGUGCACUUCGGUCCCUGUGGUGCUGCGAGUCAAAAACGUGGACCAGUGAAUGUCCUCCGGCUUACAUCACCUCGAGCCUGGAGGCUGUUUUUUCUGUCUCUAUGGAAGAGUUUGUGCACUUCAAUGCCUGCACACAACACAAAAUAACCGUGCUUUUAGCAUGCAAUAAAUAUCUAUCUGGAAUGGCAUAAGCUUUUUAAA